CUCAAUAAAAUAAACAAGUCGAGAAAGAAUGGCGGCUGUUAGAGUGCAAUCCCUGGCGGGAAGUGGGAUUGCGAGCAUACCAGCUGAGUUCAUAAGGCCACUACACAAGAGGCCCGGGGCCAACACAGACGGCCCUUCUGUGCAGGUUCCACUCAUAGAUAUUGCCAAUAUAAGUGGCCCUGCACACCAGGGCCUCCGGGAAAAGACCAUAGCAGACAUUGGAAGUGCUGCUAGUGAAUGGGGUCUUUUUCAGGUGGUGAAUCAUGGAAUUUCUGAAGAACUCAUCCAACGUCUGGAAGGCGUUGGGAAGGAGUUCUUUGAUCUUCCACAAGAAGAGAAGGAGAAGUAUUCUAAUAAUGUGGCAGCGGGUAUUUUGGAGGGCUAUGGCACCAAGCUGGCCCAUAAUAUUGAUGGAAAGCUGGAGUGGAUUGACUACUUUUUCCAUAUUUUGUGGCCUCCUUCAAAGCGUGACUUCGAAACCUGGCCUCACCAUCCUCCUUCUUAUAUAGAGGUGAAUGAUGAAUAUGCUAAAGCACUUUUGGAAGUGGUGAAUAAGUUGCUUUCAGCCUUGUCUGUCUAUCUUGGUGUGGAAGAAAACACCAUGAAAGAGGAGCUUGGUGGUGAGGAUUUGGAGAUGGAGAUGAAAAUAAAUUACUACCCACCAUGCCCACAACCAGAACUUGCUUUGGGAGUAGAACCUCAUACUGACAUGAGUUCAUUAACUCUUCUUGUGCCCAACGAAGUUCCAGGGUUGCAGGUCUACAAAGAUGGUCAUUGGGUAGGCGUAGAAUAUGUUCCUAAUGCUAUCAUUGUCCAUAUUGGAGAUCAAUUGGAGGUUUUGAGCAACGGAAAGUACAAGAGUGUUUUACAUCGUAGUGUGGUAAGCAAAGAUAAAGUGAGAAUGUCAUGGCCAGUAUUUUGUUCCCCCCCUGCAAAUAAAGUUAUCGGCCCCAUAAAAGAGCUAAUUGAUGAGAAAAAUCCUCCCCUGUAUAAUGCCAAGACUUUUGCAGAGUUUAAGCAUCGGAAGAUCAACAAGUUGAAGCAAUGAAUGUAAAAGCAUAACAAGCUGGAUCAGGGAAGGAAAUAAUUAUGUUUGACUUAAGCAAGUCUAAAUUGCAUUAAAAGCUAUAUUGAGAAUAGUUAAUAUGGAUGAGGUUUUUAUUUGUGAUGACCUAAAUAAGACGAUUUAUUAUUCA
Molecule: messenger RNA, 1196 nt
Organism: Cryptomeria japonica (Japanese cedar)
Lineage: Eukaryota; Viridiplantae; Streptophyta; Pinopsida; Cupressales; Cupressaceae
Product: flavonol synthase/flavanone 3-hydroxylase
Exons: 3
Coding region: 29-1048 (339 amino acids)
Source: RefSeq, a predicted model, not a curated record